Messenger RNA from Diprion similis, 726 nucleotides. RefSeq lists its product as uncharacterized. Lineage: Eukaryota; Metazoa; Arthropoda; Insecta; Hymenoptera; Diprionidae. The transcript is spliced from 2 exons. The coding region runs from base 46 to 537 and encodes 163 amino acids. The record is from RefSeq and is a predicted model, not a curated record.
AGAGAGGCCGAGUCAUCUUCGUGCUGAUAUCCGAGAGGGUCCAAGAUGUCGGAUAUCGUCAUCUCCGAGUGUACGAGUACUACAAAAUCGCCGAACAAGUUAGCUCCGACCGCGAAUUCGACGGCGCGUGAUCGCUGGUGGUCGCCAGCGAUUAGAAAAGUGACGAGAAAAAACUACAUCUGUGAUCUAUACGUGAAGAUGCGCCAGCGUCUGAACAAAGUUAACCGCGUAUCAAAGUCCAUUUUACCGCCAGCAAAGAUCCACUUCGAGGUGGACGAAGAUCCGGGCGGCGUGAUCACGGAAUCGUACGUGAAAAAGUUUUCCCUCAUCAAGUCAAUUUUCGACGUUAGAGAGAACAAUAACCUCGAGCUUUUCGCCGAUCAUAACGUCGAGGAUAAACCGAGUGUUCACGAAAUCAACGCCUGGGCUAUUCAGCUCGAUGCUGAAGCUGCUCACUCAACCCUCUUGGACAUGACGGAGGACGCGAAAUAUGCAUCGCCACAAGAAUCAGAAACAGCGAUGAAACGUGCUUUUUGAUAUUAUUGGGUUGAAAAAUCGGUCGUCCUUAAACCGGCCUCCGCUGGAAUUAGCCGAUCCUCAAAGCUUUCUGUACCUACUAUUAAGUCAUGGAUUAGAAUUAGUAGCGUUGUUAAUUAAUUUCUCUUUCUUAAUGAACUGUCCGAGCUGGGACUCGGGGUUUUCACAUACCGAAGAGAAAUAAUGUAA